AUGUACAACGCACACCGCGGAAUGGUGCCUGCACCGAAUAGCCGCCUUACGGAGCUGUUGGAGCAGUUGCGCCAGGAAUUUGAGAAUCAGUCUCGGAGCACCGGCGAGUUUGAGCACCAAUUGACCGGUCAGAUCCAGGAAAUGGAAAUGAUUAGACAAAAGGUCUACCAGCUCGAACAAGCGCAAAUCAAAAUCAAGAAUGAGUACGAAAAUGAAAUCCGAGUUUUGCGCCAUGAGCUCGAAUCGCGCGGUGUUCAGACUGUUCCCUCGCAUGUGGGUGCUCCGCCUCACGCAGGCCCCUCGCAAGCUCCGCCAGCCCUAGGUCACGGUACAAAUAACCUGUUUGGUGGUAUCAUGGCCAACCAAGGAGGUAGCGGCCCUGGAUUGGCCCCUCCGCCGCCCCAGGACCAACAGCCACCUCAACAUGGUCUGCAACAGACCGCCCCCGUAGCGCAGCAAGGACCCCCGCAGCCUCCACCAAGCUCGUAUGGAGCAUAUCAGCCUGGAGCUGCUGUGAAUGGCUACGGUCCUCCUCCACCGACCGCAUCUCCUGGACCGGGUAAAGGCCGUGGCCGACCUCCACCAGGCCCUGCUACGCCGCAGCAAACUCAUCAGCUCAGCUACCCUCCUCCCGGCGCCUCUCCUCAGAUUCCUCGCCCAACAGCGUCCGGCCCACUCGUUCGAGAACGACCGGGCAACACCCUGGCAAACUGGAAUCCAGAUGAUCUACCAGCUACCCAGAAACGAGAAGGUACCGAUUGGUAUGCAAUCUUUAAUCCCGAGGUCCAGCGGGUCUUGGACGUUGAGCUUGUCCACCACUUGUCGCACGAUAGUGUUGUCUGUUGCGUUCGGUUCAGUCGGGAUGGGAAAUACGUUGCUACAGGAUGCAACCGAUCUGCUCAGAUCUUUGACGUAGCUACCGGUCAGAACGUAGCUAUUCUUCAAGAUGAGUCUGUUGAUAAGGACGGUGACCUCUACAUCCGUAGCGUCUGCUUUAGUCCUGAUGGGAAAUACCUCGCCACUGGUGCCGAGGAUAAGCAAAUCAGGGUCUGGGAUAUUCAAUCGCGCUCAAUCAAGCAUGUAUUCACAGGUCACGAGCAAGAUAUCUACUCGCUCGACUUCGCUGGCAACGGCCGCUACAUUGCCUCUGGUAGUGGUGAUAAAACGGUGCGUCUCUGGGACGUCUUGGAAGGCAAGCUCGUUUACACACUCAGCAUCGAAGAUGGCGUCACUACUGUCGCUAUGUCUCCAGAUGGCCAUUACGUGGCAGCUGGUUCUCUUGAUAAGAGUGUCCGUGUCUGGGAUACGACUACUGGGUAUCUUGUUGAACGACUGGAGAGCCCCGACGGCCACAAAGAUAGCGUUUACUCAGUUGCGUUUGCGCCCAACGGCCGUGACCUUGUCAGCGGUAGUUUAGACAAGACGAUUAAGAUGUGGGAGCUCACCGCACCUCGUGGUAUGCUUCCUGGAAGUGGUGUAAAGGGUGGCAAGUGUGUACGAACAUUUGAAGGUCACAAGGACUUCGUUCUGAGUGUUUGCUUGACGCCUGAUGGACACUGGGUGAUGAGUGGAUCUAAAGACCGCGGAGUGCAGUUCUGGGAUCCUAACACGGGAAGUGCGCAAAUGAUGUUACAAGGCCAUAAGAAUUCAGUCAUAUCUGUCGCACCUAGCCCAAGCGGCAAUCUUUUCGCUACAGGAAGCGGUGAUAUGCGAGCCAGAAUCUGGAGAUACUCGAAUUACAGUGGGCGGUGA
Molecule: messenger RNA, 1752 nt
Organism: Talaromyces atroroseus
Lineage: Eukaryota; Fungi; Ascomycota; Eurotiomycetes; Eurotiales; Trichocomaceae
Exons: 8
Coding region: 1-1752 (583 amino acids)
Molecular function (GO): protein binding
Source: RefSeq, a predicted model, not a curated record